GCUGUCAAUUCCUCUUGAUCCCGUAGUUUUCUCCCCUCCGUUGAAAAUAACCUUUCGUCCCAAUCCACAUUUACUUUACCACUUGAUCAAACAUGUCCUCUCAAACCGUAUUCCAAUCUACUCCAAGCUCUAACAGCAUCGUCGAUGCCAAUAACGUGCAGGGCGACGUUGUCAUUGGACUCAUCAAGCGUGUCGAAUGUUUUUUGUUUUUGACACUGAAGGAUGACAAUGAGUCUCGACUAGCCUUCCGUCGAACAUUGAAAGACAAGCUUCUGCCUCUGAUCACCACCACUCAACAAGUCCUCGAAACUCAACGGAAGAUAGAUGAGAGCAAACGUCAAACCAAGCCCGGCCAGCCUAAGAAGAUCUUACCGAUCACUCAGUUCAAUAUUGCCUUCAGUGCAUCUGGAUUAAAGAAAUUAGGAGUCGGUGAUACUGAGAUCCCCAGUGACAAUGCUGCUUUCAUUGCCACUCAAAAGUCUGAUGCAGUGACGAAUCUCGGCGACCCUGUUGAUUCAAAGGGUCAAAAGCUCUUGACCUGGUCCCCUGAUUUUCUUCAACACUCUAUAGACGCUGUGAUCUUGAUUACUGCUCCGGACCAGGAGUCAUUAUGUCGUAAGAUCGACGAAAUCAAGACCAUCGUUAAAGAUUCUAUAUCUCGUCAAUUUUCACGCACUGGAAAUGUCCGACCUGGUUCUGAAGCUGGGCAUGAGCAUUUUGGCUUUCUGGAUGGUAUCUCGACUCCGAAAAUCAAGGGCUUCAAUUCUACCCAAGCGGACGAGCAAGCCGGCGUUGUAAACCCGAGUGUGAUCUUAGUUGGGCACCCGGAUGAAACCAACCCAUCAACUACAUCACCAGCAUGGAUGAAAGACGGAUCCUUCCUUGCUAUACGUGAGCUUCAGCAACUCGUCCCAGAAUUUCAAAAGUUCUGUGAUGAGACUGCGAAGAAGAACCCGAUCCCCGGUGUCACUGGUGAAUUCAUUGGUGCGAGAGUCGUUGGACGCUGGAAAUCGGGUGCCCCCCUCACUCUUGCGCCGAUUGAGGAUAACUCAAAGCUGAUUGGAGCUCAAAACUUCGAUUAUGCGGACGAGCUGGAGCAACAGCGCUGCCCAUACGCUGCCCACGUUAGAAAAACGAAUCCUCGAAAAGGCUUUGCCGGGUUUGAACCCGAAACCGCUGUCUUGCCGCACCUCAUGGUCAGAAAUGGGAUACCCUACGGUCCCGAAUUGACUAAAGAAGAAAUUGAGGAAAAGCAAACAAAACACAAUCGAGGCCUUUUGUUUGUAUCUUACCAAAGCAAGAUAGAGAACGGGUUCCAGUUUGUACAAAAGUCUUGGAGUAACAAUGUCGACUUCCCCAUCAAGAACCCUGCAAAGGUGACUCCGGGUUUUGAUUUACUCAUUGGACAAAGCGGCAAUGGAGGUCCUCGCACUGCGCAGAACAUUACUUCUAAUGGGAUGGCAGGAGAGACUGAUCCAAACAACGUCAUUACCGCUCCGACCGAGUUCAUCAAAACCUUGGGUGGUGAAUAUUUCUUCUCGCCGUCGAUUGAAGCAAUCAGAACUAAGUUAGGCGCUUAGGUCGUGCGUGGAAAACUCAAGUACAUCAUAUUAACCCAGCCAUCAUCUUUUUUACAGCCUGCUCCAAGUUUUCUCACACAUGAUCAAUGUGCAAUCUUGUCUGAACCAUAUUUCUCCAUGAGUGAGAUUUUGGUGUGUAUUAUUAUGUGUUGUUUUGUACCUUUUUGUUAGGAUAGCCCUGUGUUCAUUGUGACUAUGUAUUGUGAGAAAUAUGCCGCAAAGAACUUCAGGAUUCAUGCCUUUUUCUGAGU
Molecule: messenger RNA, 1831 nt
Organism: Melampsora larici-populina 98AG31
Lineage: Eukaryota; Fungi; Basidiomycota; Pucciniomycetes; Pucciniales; Melampsoraceae
Exons: 9
Coding region: 93-1580 (495 amino acids)
Cellular component (GO): cytosol
Molecular function (GO): heme binding; peroxidase activity
Source: RefSeq, a predicted model, not a curated record